GUGCUCGCUCACCGGACACUCUCCUGGCUCUUAUUCCACUAGCCUCAAAUCAGACCGCAUGUCUGACCCAGGGUCGGCCUGCUGCCGGGAGCAAACUGCAGUCGUCCCCCCGAUCCCCCGCAGAUGGAUGCUGCCCUGUCGUAGCGGAGGAGGAGGAGGAGGAGGAAGACAAUCGCCUGAUAUUUAUUUUUCGGCUUCCUCGCUGUCAGCCUGCAGCCUAUUGGAUAGGCAGGAGCGGUUUGGCCCUUUCUUUAUUAUAGUGACAAGAUCCCCGCGGUUAGCUAUGUGAAGAGCAGAUCGCCUUGUACCCUUUCGUCUCGUGAUCCUGUCGAAUAAUUAUGAACAACGCGCAAGAUAUGUCGCCCGAUUUUGUGUUGAUGCGCCUGGUUUCCGCGGCCGAGGAUGACCGCUUGGACGCAGAAAACGGGAAUCUUCCACCGGGAGGAGUGGUGGCGGGGCUGGGGAAGGAGGUGCGGGCUCACAGCGGCGUCAAAGCGGGCUUGGACAUCAGCCGAGAUCCGCCGGCGGGCCUGGAGCAUCCCGGCGGCCACCUGAACAAAGCCGGGGCGGGGGGCGGCUCUCGGCCGGCCGCGGCUGACCCCGGGGGGCCGGAGGGCCGGGGCCGGGGCCGGGCCAGCCCCCCGCAGCACACCUCCGUGGAGGCCCAGGGCUUCGACUUCAGCCCCGGCGCCGGCCUGCGGCCUCAGCUGCUCGUCUUCUCCAACAUCAUGCGGAACGGGGAGGUUUUAGACCUAGACCGUCUGAAUAAGCCGAGGGAUGUGGAGCAGAGCCCGGGAUCUGGCCAGGGCUCCGGGGCCACGGACAACAACAACAGUGUUGGUGUGACAGACGCGCAGCAGCAGCAGCAGCAGCAUCAGCAUCAGCAUCAGCAUCAGCAUCAGCAUCAGCAUCAGCAUCCCCAGCAUCAGCACCAGCCCCAGCAUCAGCAGCAGCAUCAGCCCCUGCAGGAUCCAGACCCCACCGGCUCUGCGGAGGCGCAGGGCGCCGCAGAGCAGCGGCUCAUCCCCCCGCCCGAGUGGCCCGGGCUGCCGGGGGGCUCCAGCCCGCUCACCGUGCUCAACUCCCCGUGGGGCUGCGGGGCCGCGGACCGGGAGGGGGCCGUGUUCGAGUUGGCCCGCCGGUUCCGGGAGCUGGGGGUCGGGGCCGUCCCCAAGAUGCUGUUCAAGGCGGGGGAGCUCCCGCAGUGCUCAUGCCAGGGCUCGGCCGGGGGCCGGGGGCCGCCCGGGGACGACCCCACCGAGACCAGCGACGCGCUGCUGGUGCUGGAGGGGCUGGGCAGCGGCGUGCACGGCCUGGCCCUGGACGGGUGUCCCGGGGACGGGUGUCCCGGGGGCGGGUGUCCCGGGGACGGGUGUCCCGGGGGCGGGUGUCCCGGGGACGGGCCGGAGGAGGAGCAGCGGCGCCGGGAGUUCCUGCUGCACAGGAAGAGGGAGGUGGUGACCAAGAUGUCCGGGGCUUUCGCCAUCAGCAGCUUCCAGGUGGAGGUGAGGAGGCAGGUGGAGGAGGUGGGACCCGGACCUGGACCUGGAUCAUCUGGACCGGGGCCCGGGCCGGCCGAGCCGGGCGCAGCGGCGAGCCUGCAGGGCGCACAGGUGUGCACGCUCCACGGGGACACGGCCAGCCGGCUGUCCCAGGCCGCCCACGGCCCCAGCAAGUUCCCGGGCCCCGUCCAGGACUCGCCUGGCCCCUGGGCCACCAGCCCGGCCCUGAGCCAGGCCUCCACCCCCCGGAGGAGGCCGGAGCGCUGCGCCAGCGCGCCCCGCACGCCCACCGGCCACGCCCCCGGGGCCCCCGGGCCCGAGAAGACGCUCAAAGUGCCCGGGAAGUCCAAAAAGGGCUCGCUCAAGAUCCGCCUGAGCAAACUGUUCCGGACUAAGAGCUGCAGCGGCUCCAGCCACCUCCUGGACAAGAGGCCCUCGGUCACAUACUCGGUGUCCUCUGCGGGGAGUCUGGUGGACAUGGGGGGCGGAGCGGGGGCCGAGCAGGACGCGGACAGCCACAGCCAGCCCAGACUGACCCGGGCCCAAAGUGCCUUCUCCCCUGCAUCCCUCUCUGCUUCCCUCUCUACUUUCACUGGUGAGACUGUUUCUCUGGUGGACGUGGAUAUUUCGCGGCGGGGGACGAUCACGCCACACCCUCCCACUCCUCCCCCUCCUCCACGUCGAAGUCUCAGCCUCUUAGAUGACAUAGCCGGGCCUCAGCCCGGGUCUUUCCUAGUGAGCGUGAUGGGGGCGUCCCUGCAGUCCCUCCCCCUGCCUCUCCCACCUCCUCCUCCUCCCUCCCACACCACUAUCCAGCACAGUCUCAGCCUCAAUGACGCUUUUCUCCGGGCCCUUCCUCACUCGAACCCGUCGGCGGCGGACGCCCUGCCCCCGAGCAGACAGGCCCCGGCCCCGGUGCUGUGUGCCCUCCGCCGGUCUGAGGCCAGCAACUUCACCGCCAGUCUGAGGGAGCUGGAGAAGUGCGGCUGGUACUGGGGUCCUAUGAACUGGGAAGACGCAGAGAUGAAGCUGAAGGGGAAACCGGACGGAUCCUUCCUGGUCCGAGACAGUUCAGACCCUCGAUACAUCCUGAGCCUGAGUUUCAGAUCGCAGGGAGUCACGCAUCACACUCGCAUGGAGCACUAUAGAGGGACCUUCAGCUUGUGGUGUCACCCAAAGUUUGAGGACCGCUGCCACUCAGUGGUGGAAUUCAUCGAGCGCGCCAUCAUGCACUCCAAGAACGGCAAAUUCCUUUAUUUCCUCCGCUCCAGAGUUCCAGGGCUUCCACCCACUCCAGUUCAGCUGCUGUAUCCUGUGUCUCGCUUCAGCAACGUGAAGUCACUACAACACCUCUGUCGAUUCUGCAUCCGACAAAUAGUCCGCAUCGACCACAUUGAAGAGCUUCCACUGCCCAGACCACUGAUCUCCUACCUGAGUAAGUUUUAUUACUAUGACCCAGAGGAGGAGAUGUAUCUGUCAAUCAAGAGCAUCCGGAGGGUGGAGGUCGAGCAGGAAGCCGAGUCGCAGACGUAGCAGCAGAGAUCUCUGCAUCUCAAGUUUCUUAUGGAGGACUCAGGUGUACUGGCCUGCCGGUCUUCCACCAUCAGCCAAUCAGAGGCCCUGGAAGCGCGUAUCCAGUUAGACUGGGAUGGACCCUCCUCUGUGCUGAUUUGGACUAAUCAAAGGAGGGAUGUGUCUUUGCUGUUGAAUGGUGGUAAAAAUGCUGAAACUGUUGCUGAUGCAGAGGACUCGGUCAUGCCUGAGAAGGGACUGCAGAGACGUUCCCAUCUGAAAACAUGUUGGACCACGCUGAGAGAGUCUGAAUCAUGAACUCAACUUUCCUAUUUCCUGAACCUGCUGGACUUUUAAAACACAAUGCACUGGUCGAUUUGUACAACUGUUUGUUCGCAAUCAUUUCCAUGUUGUUCCUUCCAUUUUGUCAAAAUGAGGGAUUUUGGAAACGGGGAAGUCCAGAGGAGAGAUAUACACGCGGAGGUGGGGCAAAAGAGGGCGCAGCACUGAAAACAAGACCCCAAACUUUAUGUUGUCGGCAUUUGUCUAUCAUGCAGUUUGAAGAAAGGAACUUCUCUUUACUGAUAAAAAAAAUAACAUACCAGGCUCAGUAUGUAUCAUUUUCAGAAAAGUGGGCUCCUUACCAUAUUUGGUUUGUAAAUCAAUGAAUGGUAGUGAGUUUGUAGAGCUGAAGCAGGAGAUGGACUUUAUAAGAGCAGGAUUUUCACAUGCAGAAGUUGCAAAGGCUGUAAGGGAUUAUUUUACUUACAACAUAUUGGAUAUAUCAUUUCAGCAAAUAAUAGACUUGUUUCUCAAUGAUUGGAAUAUUUAAAAAAAAAAUAUAUAAAUAAAAUACAAUUUUUAAUAGAUUAUAAUUGCUCCUAAAUUGCUCACUAAAACAAAAUAGACAACCAAAACUGAGAUGUCUGGUUUAUGAUCGUGUUUAUAAUCAUAGAUACAUAUCUGAGAUAUGUAUCUAUGAUUAUAAGCAUGUUUAUGAUCGUAGAUAAGUAUGAUAGAUAGCCAACAUUUAAAUUUGUUGAUGUCAGUUACAUGUUUUGGCACUUUUUAGUUUAUAGGAAUUUCUUAUUUUUAAAAUGAUUGUAUUUUUUAAUUUUUAAUUUAAUUUUUUAAUUUUUUAUUUUUCUGUCAGGGCACCUUCUGAUUAAGUCAUAAUUCUAGUUUUAGAGCACAAAUCAGUCUCUUUGCGUUGGAGAAAAUAGUGAAAGUACAAUUCACAGUGUGAGUCGGGGGGCGCCCCCGAAGCGUCUGGAGGUCCGUCCGUCAGUCCGUCAGUCCGUCCUCAGCUUCACGUCUCCCUUCCUGCUGUCAUUAACACUGACUUUAGUGGUGCAUUAUUAAACAUCCCUUCUGGAUUUCUCUGUUUCGUUUUAAUAACUUGCUGAUAUUUAGGGCAAUUAAAACACCAAAGUAAUAGUGAGAAGCUUGAAUUCAUUUUGGUUCGGUUCUGUUCUUAGGAUAAGGUUCUAGCGAGUUGCUUCAGUUUUGUCAAACGAUGCCCCACCUCUCGCUGCGUACAUCGUCCUCGGUUGCUCCCUUUCUGUCAGUUUUAUUUGUUGAGAUGCUCAGAUGUAUUUUGCUCAUUCUCAGUACCUGAAGCUGGCCUCGGGCUCAGCGUUUUCAGUAAAAAGCAAAAAAGAGGAAAAAUAAAUAUUGGUCUGUGGCAUGUUUUUUUUCUUCAUUUUGAGUAUUUUUUAUAAAAAAAGAUUGAAAUUGGUAACUAUUUAAAAUAUUC
Molecule: messenger RNA, 4770 nt
Organism: Cololabis saira (Pacific saury)
Lineage: Eukaryota; Metazoa; Chordata; Actinopteri; Beloniformes; Belonidae
Gene: socs7
Product: suppressor of cytokine signaling 7
Exons: 10
Coding region: 339-3035 (898 amino acids)
Biological process (GO): intracellular signal transduction; phosphatidylinositol phosphate biosynthetic process
Cellular component (GO): phosphatidylinositol 3-kinase complex
Molecular function (GO): 1-phosphatidylinositol-3-kinase regulator activity
Source: RefSeq, a predicted model, not a curated record